AUGCUCGCCGUCCAGAAUGCUGUGGCUGACCUCGGGCAUCUCUCUGAGCGGUCUCCGUUGUCUAUAGUUGAUCAUAAUGGCAACGCCGAUGAUAUCGAAGCCGACGAUAUCAAAGACCGACUGCGACAUCUCUGGGCUGAGGUUCUCCAAGACGAUCCCGAGAGCUUCUUUGACGAAGAUGUCUUCUUCGAUGUUGGAGGAGACUCAGUCCGCAGCCAGAUGCUUAUCAGUGCGGCCGAGAAGCAGGGAAUUCAUUUGACGAUAGAGCAGAUCUUCAUGAACGCAUCACUGGAAGAAAUGGCGAGCGUGGCUCAGAUAGUGGAAGUCAGAGAAGACGAUAUUGAUUACGGCCUCGAGCCUUUUGCCCUCAUGCGAGGUUCUGGGGCCCUGGAGCAGACCCUCAACGAGGUCGCCGCCAAGUGCGACGUACAACCGGAGGAAAUUGAGAACGUGUACCCCUGUAGCCCGAUGCAGGAAGCCCUCGUUGCCGAGUUUGAUGGCAGCACAAAUCCAUAUGUCCGACAGUUUGUCUUUCGACUCGCCGACGACCUGGAGGUGCACAAGUUACAGCAAGCGUGGGAGUAUACGAUACGAGAAAACCCGGUCCUUCGCACCCGUAUCUGCAGCAUUCCUGAUACAAGAGGCUAUGUGCAGGUGGUCCUUGACGAGGUACCCGCAUGGAAUUCCGUUGAGCUGAGUCUUGCUACCUUUCUGGGAGAAGAUGCAGGGCUCCCCAUGGCCCCUGGAGGUCGCUUCUUUCGCUAUACUGUCGUGAAUGAUGAGGGCAAGAGGUAUUUUGUCUGGACUGCCCACCACGCAUUGUGUGACGGUGCGUCUAUCCCUGAGGUGCUGGAGGAAGUGGCGAUUCGAUUCCAGGCGACAGGUACAUCUUUCGCAACUCGCGUCCCUUUCGCAAGAUUCAUCCAGUCAGUCGUUGCACCAGACCAGGGACAGAUACAAAAACAAGAGGAAUUCUGGAGGCAGUCCCUAGGAGACCUCAACCCGACUCCAUUCCCUUCUUUACCCCAGCAGCCAGACUUCCAGGUGAACCCGUCAGCAGUGACUGAGCAUUUGCUACAUCUCCCACAAGAGCAAGCGCCCCUAGGCCUAACCAAAGCUCUUCUCCUGCGAGCUGCGUGGGGAAUCCUCCUUUCGCACUACACCGGCACACAGGAUAUCGUCUUUGGGGCAAUCAACAGUGGCCGCACAGCUCCAGUGCCAGGAGUAGGCAGGAUGACAGGCCCUACAAUUAAUCUUGUGCCCAUCGCUUUAAGUAUCGACCCGCAGCAGUCCGUCGCCAGGUUCCUGUCUGCUGUCCGCUCAUUUUCCGGCGAGAUGAUACCAUUUGAACACAUCGGUAUUUCGAAGAUCCGACAGGCUCUCGCCGAUAGAGCGUGGACGGGCGUGGACUUUCAAACAUUGCUUGUCGUACAUCCCAUGGAAUUCGCCGACGCAAUUGCACCGUCCAUGCAGGUGCUGGGACUUGAAUAUGUGGAUGAGCUGGGCAAGAAAGAGCAUCACCCUUACCCACUCAUAAUAACUUGUACUCCUGCUUCGGAGACAACCGUUAAAAUGACAAUCCAGCACGACGAACGUGUAGUGUCAGCUAUCCAGGCCCGAAACCUCAGUCACCAGUUCCAGGCUGUGCUCACGCAGUUGACGGAGAGUGCGAGAGACUCGACGAUUGGAUCUAUCUCUCCGUUAAGCAAUCACGAUCUCGCCCAGAUACACAAGUGGAAUAAACUCACACCCCCGCCAGAGGAGACGUGCAUACAUUAUCUGUUUGACCGACAGCUAAAGGCCCAACCCGAGGCCAUUGCUGUCUCAUCGCUCGAGCGCGAUCUUACCUAUACGGAGGUAGAGAGGUACUCCAACAUGAUAGCCAUCCAAUUAUUAGAUAUCGGGGUGCAGCCGGGCAUGUUCAUUGGUGUAUGCUUCGAGAAGUCCCUCUGGACUGUCGUGGCUAUUCUCGCCGUGUUCAAGGCUGGGGGUGUCUACGUCCCUAUAGAACCGACGCAUCCACGCGACCGGAUUGCUGAAGUUAUCAAAACCGCGGAGAUAAACGUCAGUCUUGCCUCAGCUACUGGCUCGGCAGCACUGAAAGGUCUUUGUGAUACAAUUGUAACAGUGGACGGGAACUUUCCAGAGUCCGCUGAAGGCGCGGGAGUGCCCCCGGGUCUGUCCCAGCCAUUUAGCCUGGCAUAUCUGCUAUUCACUUCAGGAAGCACUGGCAAACCAAAGGGCAUUCUCAUGUCACACCAGGCGAUUUGCGCGUCAAUCCUGCACCAUGGAAAGUCAUUCGGGGCCGGUCCUCACUGGCGCACGCUGCAAUUCGGCGCACACACAUUCGAUCUCUCAAUUGGGGAGUUCUUCACCACUUUGGCAUUUGGCGGCUGUAUCUGUGCACCCUCCGAAGAAGACCGUCUGAAUAACCUCCCUGGAGCUAUCUCUUCACUAAAUGCGAACACCCUGCUGGUUGUUCCGACCGUCGCGAAUCUGUUAUACCCCCACGACGUCCCCACGUUGAAGACAAUCGUCCUCGCCGGGGAGCCCAUCACGAAAGAGACGAUCGUGCGAUGGGCCGACCAUGUCGAGUUGACUGCUGCGUACGGCCCAUCCGAGACUGCCGUCUACUGUUCCGGUAACCUGCGUGUUUCCCCAGACGCUGACCCAACUCAUAUUGGGUUUGCGAUUGGCGCAACGAUGUGGAUUGCGAAUCCGGAAAAUUAUCACCAGCUGUGCGCUAUUGGUUGUGUAGGCGAGAUACUCAUUUCUGGGCCUUUGUUGGGGAGUGGGUAUAUUGGGGAUAAGCAACAGACUGAUGCUGCCUGGGUCCCAGCGCCAGAAUGGCUGAAACAACUCAGCUCGAGUCCGUAUCAGACGCUGUAUCGGUCUGGGGAUCUGGCGAGAUAUAACGAAGAUGGGACAUUUCGGAUUGUCGGGCGUCGGGAUACGCAGGUCAAGCUGCGUGGGUAUCGAAUCGAGCUUGGGGAGAUUGAGAACCAGAUCAUGGCGUCCGGUCUGGUGGCGAGUACGUUGGCUGCACUUCCAGCGCAGGGUCCAUGUCGCCGUCAGAUUGUGGCUGUUCUGAGCUUCAAUCGAUCUGGUCUUGGGAAUGGUUCUGCUGGGCCUCAGGAUCGAUUCGCGAUAGCCAGGGAUAGACAUUCCCCUGAGACUGUUGGUAAACUAGAGGAGUUGAAGCAGCGUCUUGAGCUUGCUCUUCCGGAGUACAUGGUUCCCACUGUCUGGGCUUUACUGGAGGAAUUGCCCCUUUUGAUAUCGGGGAAGAUUGAUCGCAAGGCCAUCAAGGGCUGGGUCAAUGAUAUGGACGACGCCACGUUUAUGGAUAUAGUGGAAGACCAGCAGACCGAUGGGGACUACCGAAAAAGUGAGAUUAUUGAAGGAUCUUUGGCAGACACACUCCGAAACCUCUGGUGUAGAGCCCUCCAGAAGCCAACUGAGCAAGUCAAUAUACGCACCUCGUUCUUCGCUAUCGGGGGCGACUCCAUUGCUGCCAUUGAAGUUGUCUCACAGGCGAAGAGGCUAGGGCUGCCUGUCACCGUUCGAGGUAUAAUUAACGCCAAAACGCUGGGAAACCUGGUGUCUCUGGUCGAGCAGCAGCUCAGUAAGGAAGUUAGUACUGCGUCGCCAGCACAACCCGGGCAGAGAUAUCCGUCUGCGAGCGACAUAUUAGCACCAUACGAUAGCCUUCUUCAGGCACGUCUCCGUUACCAUCCCUCUGUGACAGUUCAAGACGCCUACUACUUUGCGCCAAUGCAGCGUGAGAUCCACCGACAGCGCCAGGUAAAUCCCGCUGUCUUCCUCUUGUCGUGGCAGAUGGAGAUUGCCCCACAGGAAGGCCAGACGAAGUUAUCGUUGGAACGACUAGCUCGAUCAUGGAGAAAGGUGGUCCAGAGACUCCCAAUACUGAGGAGUAUCUUCCUGGUCGACCCGUCAGGCCAACUGUCGCCUGUCCAGGUCGUGCUACAAAAUGCCGAGCCAGAGAUCGCGACUGUUUCAAUAUCUUCCGAGGUAGCCCUAAGAGCAGAGCUAGCAUUUGAGUCCCUGGGUAUACCUCUAGUCGAUGAGUGCUUCCUGCCACACCGAAUGCUGCUUUCUCAGCGAGGAGACCGGUUCUUCAUUCACAUCGAGCUGGACCACCUAGUCAUUGACGGGUGGUCUCUAAGAGUCAUCAAAGAAGCCUUGCUGGAAGCCUAUGAGACAGAUGAUCAGGAAUACACUCCCAAGCUAGCACCAUCAUACAAGGACUUCGUGAUAGCGCAAACCCAUCCAGACCGAGCGAGCCAGGAUACCUCGUACUGGACAGAGAAUCUGCGCGACCAGCCCCCCACUCUACUCUCUUUCCCGGUAUCUCGACCGGUGCCGCACUUCAGCAAGCAGAAGACGAUCUUCUACCUACCUGAGAUCCCUGCUGCUGCGUUGACGUCGUUUAGUGUUGCCCAUGGCAUUACGGCGGCUAGUAUCUUCGACGCGGCGUGGGCGCAGACGCUGAGUCUCUACACGCAGAAAUCGGAUGUUGGGUUCGAAUAUGUUGUGUCUGGUCGUGAUGAGAAUGUUCCGGGCGUGUUCAGCAUGGUUGGUCCUCUGAUUAAUGUCCUGGCAUAUCAUCUACAAGGGGUUGAGGCAGAGGAGGGCACAACCGAGGAGGACUUGGCGGUACUGGCGAAACGGAUGCAGGAUCAACGGGCGCAGGACAGUAUGCAUUCUGCGGUUAAUAUCAGAGAGGUGGUGGAUGAGGUACACGGUGGGAAGAAGUUGUUUAACACGGCGGUUAACUUCCAGCGGCGUCCUACUGCCGUUGAGUCGGAGGCGUUAUGGGUUGAUGAUGAUAUUAGGAAGUCGAAUGACCCGUGGCAUUUUGAUAUCCUUGUUCGCGUUAUGCACAUCACAGACGACAACACCUUCCGGUCGUCUUUCGAGUUCGAUGCGCUGCAUUUCGAGGAAGGGCGGAUUCAGGAAGUUGCGAAUCACUUUUGGCAGAGAGUGGAGAAGACAUUCUCGGGUGAAAAAUCGGAGUAA
Molecule: messenger RNA, 5040 nt
Organism: Aspergillus puulaauensis
Lineage: Eukaryota; Fungi; Ascomycota; Eurotiomycetes; Eurotiales; Aspergillaceae
Product: non-ribosomal peptide synthetase
Exons: 3
Coding region: 1-5040 (1679 amino acids)
Biological process (GO): amino acid activation for nonribosomal peptide biosynthetic process; secondary metabolite biosynthetic process
Cellular component (GO): cytoplasm
Molecular function (GO): catalytic activity; phosphopantetheine binding
Source: RefSeq, a predicted model, not a curated record